This is a messenger RNA of Pocillopora verrucosa, 1128 nucleotides long. Lineage: Eukaryota; Metazoa; Cnidaria; Anthozoa; Scleractinia; Pocilloporidae. The record is from RefSeq and is a predicted model, not a curated record.
AUGAAAUGGAUACAGGCCAUUAGGCGAGACGAAGGAAAUGAAAUAUCCGACUCGACAAAGGUCUGUUCCAGACAUUUUAGAAAUGAAGAUCUAAAAAAGACUCUUGCGGGGAAAAUAUGUUUAAAACCUGGCGCCAUACCUUCGAUAUUUCCCUGGAUUCGCACGUCGCCUCGCAAGAGGAAACCACCGACAGAAAGGAACGUUUGCGAACCAGUGGCGUCGAUUUCUGCUGUUUCUAGAUCGAAUGCAUCGGCCGAGAGUGUUGUGGAAUUUGAUUUGGAAGAAAAAGUGGAAGUAAGUAUCGGUUUGACUACCAGGGUUAUUGAGAAUCAGAAUAUAAUCUUGCCAGAAAAGGAAUGUUAUGAUUUGACGGAAACCAUCGCUAACAAAAACAAAAGAAUUGAAGAAUUAGAACAGGAAAUCAAUGACAUUAAAUUGCGAUUAGAAAAUGCUCAGCGGCAAAUCACAAACCUUACAAAGAAACAAUUUGUGCUCGAGAACUUGAAAGCUAAGAAAAAUACAGCAGCUUUUUACGCUUGUUUUAAUAACUGCGAUGCUUUUAAGGCGGUGUAUAAUAACCUUGAUCCCGGAGAACGAGGAGGAAACAUUGCUUACUGGCGUUCUGGAAAUGGUGAGGUCUCUGUUGAUUAUGACCAGGAUCAGUCAGAGGACUCUUUCACGAAAAAAGGAAGAGCUAGGUCUUUGAGGCCAAUGGACGAAUUUGUAAUGUGCAGACUUAGACAAGGGUUUCAUGAAGAUCAUCUUGCUCACUUGUUCAACGUGUCAACACCGACUGUAAGUCGGAUGGUCAUAAUAUGUAUCAAUUUCAUGUACUUUAAGUUUGGUCACAUUAACAUUUGGCCUUCAAAGGAAUUGAUAGACAGAACAAUGCCUAAAGCAUUCAAGAAUAAAUAUGGGAGUACACGUGUGAUAAUUGAUUGUACGGAAGUAAGAUGCCAGAUGCUAAGUAGCUUACAAUUGAAUGGAGAGCUCUUCAGCAGCUACAAACAUCACACCACACUUAAGGGUUUGGUGGGGAUUUCUCCUGGAGGAGCAAUUACAUCAUCAGCCAAUUAUAUACUGGAAGCAUCUCUGACAGAGAGUUUGUCAGAAGAAGUGGCCUUUUAG